AUGCUCCGCCGCCCGCCAACAACCCUCACUCUCACCUCGGAAGACACCGCCUCGUAUGAAGACCGUCGGGCAGCCGCAACCCACCAAACUGGUCACCCAAUUCUCAAUCCAGGCCCGCGCUCCUUCAUCCCCUCGUCAGCAACCAAACCCACCAUCCUCGACCGCCACACCCAACUCCAACCCCCCCAACCGCGGCCAGGCCUCUCUGUCUCCCCACCUGGCUCAACAGAAGGCUUGAAUUUUGGCGACUAUGCCUCCUCCUCUUCCGAGGCAGAAGUAGACAACGACAGUUCCGACGACCAACGGCAUCAGCAAAGGAGACGACGGCGCGUGGCUCCAAGUCAGCAAAGCGACGAAGCAGGAGAUGAUGAUGAAGACGAGGACGAAGAAAUGGCGGACUAUGACCUCGGAGUAGCCGGACAGAUCCAGAGCUUACCCGCCGCGGCGCGGCAACCACAUCACCAACAACAGCACCAACCGCAUCACCGCGCACAACCCCAACCCAUCGCCACCAGUCGCCCCGGCGCCGUAACGCCUACAGCCGCUCACCCUACUGCCGCCGCGACACACAGCCACAUCCCACAAGCACCCUCUCGUCCACCACCGGCCAGCUCCCGAGCUACGUCGAUGGCGGCGGCUACACAGCGCCAUAUGCGCAUUGCGGGACCUGGAUGGGGUGCAGCGCAGACAGGAAUACAACAGGCGCAGACGCAGGGCCAAAUGAACCCUCCUCCGCCUCCGGCGCCGGUGCGGCGCCGCGAGGGGACGGCGGAGCCGGUGGAAGGGCGCGUGACGCGGAGUCGGGAGGAGCGCAUUGGGGUGGCGGGUCGCGGGAGGAGAUAG
This is a messenger RNA of Pseudomassariella vexata, 843 nucleotides long. RefSeq lists its product as uncharacterized. Gene Ontology annotation, biological process: anaphase-promoting complex-dependent catabolic process. The transcript has a single exon. The record is from RefSeq and is a predicted model, not a curated record. NCBI's taxonomy places the organism in Eukaryota, Fungi, Ascomycota, Sordariomycetes, Amphisphaeriales, Pseudomassariaceae. Gene Ontology annotation, cellular component: anaphase-promoting complex. The coding region runs from base 1 to 843 and encodes 280 amino acids.